Messenger RNA from Pygocentrus nattereri (red-bellied piranha), 2492 nucleotides. Its product is annotated as vang-like protein 1. Bases 828 to 2417 code for a protein of 529 amino acids. The record is from RefSeq and is a predicted model, not a curated record. The transcript is spliced from 9 exons. NCBI's taxonomy places the organism in Eukaryota, Metazoa, Chordata, Actinopteri, Characiformes, Serrasalmidae. Gene Ontology annotation, cellular component: plasma membrane. Gene Ontology annotation, biological process: multicellular organism development.
GGCGCUGACACUCAUACAAGGUUAAUGUCGCCCACACCCGCUCGUUGAAGUUAGCCUCUUAUCCGAUUCGUCCGGUCCACCUUAAAUGGCUCCACGGUUACAUUCCGGCUCCCGUGCUGAACGUAUGGAGCUACCGCACCAUUUAAGGUGGAAUUCGAAAUUGGAGCAAGAAGCUGGAGGACGGGAAACCAACUUUGGGCUCGUUUCCCCUUUAAACACCUCCGAGCUCCUCCGGCUUUGGGCAGGGUUUAUUGUCCUCCCCGCUCCCCACCAGCUCCUCCUCCGCCUGUACCGGUUAGUCAGGAGGCGUCUGCUAGUGGUCGUGCCAGGUUCAUCGGGGUUUGGCGCUUAAAGGCCUCGAGGAGACCAGGGAGUUUCCUACCGCGUCCGCCAUUUAUUCGGGCAGUGGGGGGCUACAGGUAGACUGGGAGUUGGCGAACAGACUCCGAGAAGCAGAGCGAGGCGACAGCUGAGGACUUUUUCAGCUUCUGUUGAGCUGAGGCGGCUUCAGCGUGCGAGGACCACCGAGAGCUGAGCUGAGCUGAGGCGAGGCGCCGAGACUGCGGUGUCGGUGAGGAGGAACCAGCGCAGGUGCAGCUCCGCUAAAGGUGGUGCGCUAGCACACGAUUGAUGGUUGAUGGCUGGGAGCCCCCAGGCUCGCGUCCAAGAUUGACACUCGACAGUGCACAGUCUCCGCCAAUCUCCUCAGUGAGCUUCGUCUCCUGCCAGAUAAGACCGCCCACAAGCUUCCACUACGUCUGCCCAUUCCUAAGCCCAGCAACCUCCAAAACGCCCUCAGCCAAUCGCUGGGGCAAGAAAGCAUCGCCAUGGACACUGAGUCCACCUACUCCGGCUAUUCAUAUCACUCUGGCCGGUCGAGGGGGUCCCACAGGCAUGGAGAGCGCAGUCGGGACCGACACAAGUCCCGCAGCAAGGACAGCAGCCGCUCAGAGAAAUCUGUCACCAUCAACGCUCCACCUGCAGAGCCCUUGCUAGGAGACCAGUCGAUUCGUGGAGACGAGAUGCAGGAUGACAACUGGGGAGAGACCACCACAGCCGUCACUGGCACCUCUGAGCACUCACUCUCUCAGGAGGACAUUGUCCGCAUCAGCAAGGACCUGGAUGACAGUGUGGGUCUGGACUGCAAGCGCUACCUAUCCGUCUCCCUGUCCAUCAUCCUGGGCCUGCUUGUGCUCCUCACGCCACUGGCCUUUCUCGUGCUGCCUCACCUGCUGUGGCCGGACAGGCUGCGAGGCUGCGGCACAGCCUGCGAGGGCCUCUUCAUCUCAGUAGCCUUCAAGCUGCUCAUUUUAUUGUUAGCGGUGUGGGCGCUGUUCUUCCGGCCACCCAGAGCAGGCAUGCCUCGGGUCUUUGUGUUCCGCGCUCUGCUGGCCACACUGGUGUUCCUGUUCGUGCUUUCCUAUUGGCUGUUCUAUGGAGUGCGCAUCUUGGACACACAGGAUCAGGACUAUCAGGGCAUUGUGCAGUAUGCAGUAUCCCUGGUGGAUGCUCUCCUCUUUAUCCACUACCUGGCCAUAGUGCUGCUGGAGCUGAGACAGCUGCAGCCCAGCUUCUCCAUCUGCGUCACCCGCUCCACAGACGGAGAGACACGACACUACAACCUGGGACAGCUUAGUAUCCAGAGGGCAGCUAUAGCCAUAUUGGAGAACUACUACAGAGAUUUCCCUGUACACAACCCAGCAUUACUUACGGCCUCCAAGUCUCGUGCAGCCAAACACCUGGCCGGACUCAAGGUCUACAAUGUAGAUGGUCCUGGAGGCAAUAAUGCAGCAGCAAGUAUUGCCCAGUCGCAGUCCCGCGCCAUGAUCGCUGCUGCCGCCCGUCGACGGGACUCCAGCCACAACGAGCUUUACUAUGAGGAGGCAGAGCAUGAGAGGCGCGUCCGAAAACGCAAAGCCAGGCUGGUGGUGGCAGUAGAGGAGGCAUUCACGCACAUCCGCCGCAUCCAAGAGGAGGAGCAAAAGAAGUCACCCGGGGAUGUGAUGGAUCCACGCGAGGCGGCACAGGCCAUCUUCCCUUCCAUGGCUCGUGCUCUGCAGAAGUACUUGCGUACCACCCGUCAGCAGCACUGCCACAGCAUGGAGAGCAUUCAGCAGCAUCUGGCUUUCUGCAUAAUGCACAACAUGACGCCUAAGGCGUUUCUGGAGAGCUACCUGACGCCGGGCCCUACGCUGCAAUAUGGCCGUGAGCGCUGGCUAGCCCGCCAGUGGACCCUCAUCAGCGAGGCCUCGGUGACCAGCGGCCUGAAGGAGGGCACCGUAUUUCUGCUCAAGUGCAUAGACUUUAGCUUAGUAGCCACCACCAAGAAGAUACCCUACAUCAAACUCUCUGAAGAGUUCAUUGACCCAAAGUCCCACAAGUUUGUCCUGCGACUACAGUCAGAGACUUCGGUGUAGGCAUGUUAUGUUUUUUCCCACUUUUUUUCCUCUCUCAGUCGCUCACAAGCUAUUUUUUUUUUUCGUUAAAAUUUU